GCUAGCAGCUCUCGCGUGGUGCGGUUUGUUGUUUGGCAGAAAAGCCGGCCGUAGACUAUAGAGAGGUACCCACAUUAUUAAAUAUCGGCGAAUUCAUGCGAUUUCUGCCAGUAGAGCAGCGCAAGUCGUCUGAGUCAUGUCGUGCUGGGGUUCUGCACCACUAGUUUAGUGUGUCUUAGCCCGCGCCAGAUUCAAAGUUUUGAUCAGCUUAGUGUCUUUUGAGAAUUGAGUGUCUAAGAACUUUAGUGAACUGUGGAAUUGUGAAGAAAUGUCGGUCUUACCGAGAAAUGUAACGGAAGCCGUCAAGGAGCACGCGACCUCCCGGGGGAUCAAGAAUCCCAAGUUCGAUAUAUCUAGUGGGUCCCGGAAUGGGGACAGCUAUUCGGGCGAUGUGUAUCGGAUUGUGAUUUCACCGGACGAAAAGGAUGUGGAAGACUGCCGCAACAAUAAUAGUGACGGGGCCAUCACGGGGCUUCCAAAGGUCAUCAGCGUCAUCGCGAAGGUGGCGCCAACCAGCCCUCUACGUAGGGGUCUCUACAACAGUUCGGCGCAUUUCCAGCGCGAAAAAUACAUAUUCGACAUCGUGCUGCCGACGUUCGAAAAGUUUCAGGAAACACGUGGCCUGAAGCCGUCGCGUAUGUUCAACCACUACCCAACGGUGAUCGCCUCGGAUUGCACCGAAGGCCAGGAGUUUGUACUGCAGGAUGAUCUCACGGCUCAGGGUUUCAAGAAUUUCCAACGAACCGAGCCCUUGGACUACGACAACGUUCUGCGGAUUCUGACCGAGCUGGCCGAGUUCCACGCGGUGUCGUUUGCCAUGAAGGAUCAAGCUCCGGACAUUUUCUCCAAGAUCGUUGGCCAGCUGAGGGAGACGAUCUUCGUGGCACCGUUGCACAGUUCCUUCGAGGGGUUCCUGAAGCGACAGGUUGAUUAUGCGAUGCGAACACUGGAACACAAUCCGGCCAAGGGCGAUGAAGCGGUUUGCAAGCGAUUGUUCCGGUUUCGCGACGAGUACGGACCAUCGAUGGUUGAGUGCGUUGAGAACAAGGACGAUGUGGUGAUCUGCCAUGGCGAUUGCUGGAUCAGUAACGUUUUGUACAGACAUAAGAACAUCAGCCAACCGAAGGAGCUUCGAUUCCUGGACUGGCAGGUCACCCGUUGCGGCACACCGGUCAUCGAUCUGUCCUACUUCAUCUUCUGCUGCACAGACAGCGAGCUCCGAAAGCGACUGCCCGAGCUUCUGCGAAAGUAUCACACUGCCCUGGUGGAGCGAAUCGAUGAGCUGGGAAGCAACGGCCGUCGCCUAUUUCCCUUCGACACAUUGCAGCAGCAUUUGGAAAAGUUUGCCCGAUUUGGUUUCGGCAUGGCCCUCAUGACACUCCACUCCACGUGCUGUGUGGAGAAGGACCUUCCCGACGUUUCGGCCGCCCUGGAAUCCUCCGAAUUGAUCGACUUGGACAAGUACACCAAAGAUUUGCUCUACAAUCCGGCCUACAUCAAGCGGAUGACCGGCGUUUGUCGGGACAUGGUCCGAUUGGGUUACCUGUAGUUUCCCAUACAAACUAGCUUUAAAGUUCUGAUUGACAAUAACGGUAGCGACGAUAGAUUUCUAGCCUAGCGUAGAAACGUACUUAGUCAGUAUUGCUUCGGAUUUAACGCGUAAUGACAGUAUUCUAGAGGGGUGUAGUUCCGAUUGCAAUGGAAUCAAAUCAUGAGAGGGUAAAACAAAUCAAACUAAACUGAUCAUAAUCAAAUACACAUGGCACCUGAUGCAGGGAUAUUAGAGUUAAGAGAGUCGUCGUGUAGUUAUCGACUAUAAAUUACGAAUCGUAAUUGGCGCAGUUGAAUCAUCACAUUCUAGUGAUCUGGUUGUACAAUUGAUAGAGUGAAAAACAAGUAGAGUAAGGAAUUUGAAUGGAAUGUUCAGAUGAGAACAGAACGCGGAAAAUUUAUUGUACGUUAUCGCACUGUUUUAACUUGGCACAAGUAUACUCAAAAUUGUGGGUUAGAGUAGUACUAGUGAACAGCUGGGGUAGAUUAUUUAAAAGUAGAAGAACAG
This is a messenger RNA of Aedes aegypti (yellow fever mosquito), 2059 nucleotides long. RefSeq lists its product as uncharacterized. NCBI's taxonomy places the organism in Eukaryota, Metazoa, Arthropoda, Insecta, Diptera, Culicidae. The coding region runs from base 269 to 1549 and encodes 426 amino acids. The record is from RefSeq and is a predicted model, not a curated record. The transcript is spliced from 4 exons.